Ilex paraguariensis (yerba mate) is the source of this 410-nucleotide messenger RNA. NCBI's taxonomy places the organism in Eukaryota, Viridiplantae, Streptophyta, Magnoliopsida, Aquifoliales, Aquifoliaceae. The record is from the annotation of a GenBank genome assembly.
GGAGGGGAGUUGAUGAAAGGGCCGCCCGUGCUGCAGCAGAAAUGAGGAAGAAAGCUGCAGCAAGGGGCCUCUUGAUACGACCACAUGGUGUUCCUGUCCAAGCUUUGCCUCCACUUACACAUCUCCUUGACAUAAUAAAUUCAGGAAUGACACCAGAUGCUGUGAGCAAUGAGGGAACUGAUAGAAUAAAGAAAGAAGUCAAUGGUCAUUCUUCAAGUGGAACUGAAGCUGCCCCCGAGGACCAAUCUCGACCAGAGCAACAAGAUCAGACUCCUGUUGGAUUGGGCACAGGAUUAGCGGCUCUAGAUGCCAAGAAGCAGAAAACAAAACCAAAGCCACAGCUUGAAAAUUGGACUGCAAUAUUCGACUUUGUCGGCUCACUGCCUUCAGAUUUGGUCCUUGGACUCUAA